Molecule: messenger RNA, 1260 nt
Organism: Adineta ricciae
Lineage: Eukaryota; Metazoa; Rotifera; Eurotatoria; Adinetida; Adinetidae
Source: the annotation of a GenBank genome assembly
AUGAAUUGUAAUAACACUAUCGAUCCAUGUGCUGAUGUUAUACAUCGACUUAGUUCUAGAAUUCAGAGAGAACAAAAUCCAUCGGCUAGAAUUCCAUCAUGUAUCGAGAGAACCUUUUAUCAAAUAAAAGAUCCCGUUGGGCAAGAACGUUGUGUUGAAGUAUGUCAAACAAGGUACGAUUCGUUAGAUAUUCCAGAUCGUAUUAUAAACGAUUGUGAUGCUAUGAAGCAAUGUCCUGAUUUCAAUCGACAUCAGUUUACAUUGUCAAAAAUAUUCGAUAAUAAACGGAAAUAUAUCGAUUACGUUGUUACGAAUGUUCUUCGUCAAGUUGUUAAUCAUGUACCGUUUGAAUCGUUGCAUCGGUUAUCAUGUUGUUUACCAGAACAAAUUGAGGAUAUUCUUCGAAAUGUCACCGAUAUGGAUUCUGAUCGGCUAGUUCGUAUGUUGGUCACUGAAGUUCUUCAGUCAUGCGGGGAUGAUGCCGGCCAAGUCACUGACUGGUAUGCCUUUGCCAAUUCAAUUCAGUAUUCUGCUCCUUCGCCAAUAGUUACAACACGUGAACUUCAAAUGACACCGAAACCGAAAAAGUCACCUUCAGAAAAAAAGACUUCUGAUCGAAUACGAACCGGUCAGAUCAAAUCAAUCUUCGAUUCCACACCUGUGGAGAAGAAACACUCGUCCGGAAGUACCAUCUUCGAAAGUGUUAACACCCCAAGAACGAAUUUGAAUCCAGAAACUUCCAUGAGCACGACUGAAAAGGAGACGUACACACCCAUCGGUGCUAAAUAUCGCUCGAAAACAAGUGAUUCCAUCCCAUUCGAUGAGAAAGCAAAUCAUCGAUCAACGCUAUUUGAGCACCAAUCUUCUUCAAAUAUUCAUCAGCCCGAUAAGCGUGUUGAUCGCUCGUCUUCGUCCUCGAAUGAUUGUAUACUGACAAUUCAACAUAAACAUAAGCACCGAAAAAGCGGCGAUUGUCGACAUCAUCAACAUCGGAAACACAGUGAUAAUGUCACGAGUUUCGAUGCACCUUCAUCUAACAUAUCAGUUCCUAACGAUAAACAAAUAUCCCUCAACGCUUCACCAGAUUUUAGUCGAGAAGUGAACUCAAAUUCGAUGGUAACAACGGACAAUCAUACUGAGAGCCCGACGUUUGAACUACACCCACCAAAUAACAAUACAGAGCAAGACAUUCAAUCAAGAGCAAAAACGAAAAUCUCUCGAAUUAAUCACUAUCCGAAUAUGUUAGCUGACUUUGACUAA